This is a messenger RNA of Trachemys scripta elegans, 1541 nucleotides long. Its product is annotated as anterior gradient protein 3-like. The coding region runs from base 144 to 686 and encodes 180 amino acids. The record is from RefSeq and is a predicted model, not a curated record. The transcript has 9 exons. Gene Ontology annotation, cellular component: endoplasmic reticulum. NCBI's taxonomy places the organism in Eukaryota, Metazoa, Chordata, Testudines, Emydidae.
GCCGCCGCCGCCGCCUCCCGGGGGCUGAGCCCGGAACCGCCCCCCCGCGCCUCACCUCGCCGAUCACGUCGUGCAGAUGAAUAACUGGAAGAGGUGCAUUUUCACAGUCUGCUCAGAGACCUCAGCCUAAGGUUUCAGAAAACAUGCUCUCCUUUCAGUUACUGUGUUCUCUCCUCCUCUGCAAUGCCCUGGUGGUAGCUGCCCAGAGAAAACUACAAAAGGUCCCUGAGCAGGAGGAGCAGGAGGAGGAGGAGAACAUCACAUGGAUAAGGAUGCCUCAAACUCUCUCCCGAGGAUGGGGUGAUGAAAUUGAAUGGGUUCAGACAUAUGAAGAAGCUUUAACUAGAUCAAGAAACAGCAAGAAACCUCUGAUGGUCAUCCACCACUUAGAAGAAUGCCCUUAUAGCCAAGCUUUAAAGAAAGCUUUUGUUUCCAGCCCAGAGAUCCAAAAGAUGGCUCAAGAGGAUUUUAUUAUGCUAAAUCUGGUGCAUUCGAGCACAGAUGACAACAUGGCCCCUGAUGGCCACUAUGUCCCUAGGAUCCUCUUUGUUGAUCCCUCUAUGACAGUUCGAGCCGAUCUGACAGGAAAGUAUAAGAACAGAAUGUAUGCAUAUGAACCAGAAGAUAUUUCAAACUUGAUUGAAAACAUGAGACGAGCAAAGACACUUCUCCACACAGAACUAUGAACAAUGGGCCUGACCAGAUCUACACAUGCCAGGGAAGCGGACGGAUUGUACAGCAAAAGCCAGGGCUCGACAACCCUGAUAGUGCAGAAAACAUGAAAAUACAAAUCUGGAAGUUUAGUGGCAUUAGUGCAUUUUCAAAUAUUCUGUACAUAGUGGCUUUUUCAAAAAAGGUUAAUAUGGAGGAAGUGGUGGUACUGAGGGAUUAGACUAGAAUACAUUCAAUCUUCUCUGAAAUAACUCUAUGGCAAAGACGUACUUACGUGAACCCUGUGUGCUAUAUGGGGAACAGCUGAACAGUACACUUCUUUCGUGUAAGUAACUGUUUAUUUAGGAAGUUAGCAGGUUUACAAAUCACUAUACAAGCAUCAGGAUUCGGUUUUUACUCAUGUUUACAAACCAAUCUCUUUCAAACUUAAUAUUUAAAAAAGUGUCAAAUGCAAUGUUUUUUGGGGGCCAGUUUACUUUAAUUAUUGAAUAAAUGGUAACCAGAUAUCUAAGCAUCCAUUUCUGCUCUGUAUUUUGCAGGGUAUAUACUUCCAUAAUUUUUUCCAAAACAAAACCCUAUAUUUUAACCAUUUCUCUCUAAUUAUGGGCUAUUGUUUUUUUCUUCCCAUAAGAAGCUGCUAACAAAUCUCGCAAAUGAGUAAUUCUUCACUUCUUUGCACGUGACCAUUUCUGCUAGAAAGCCCCAAGAGAAGAUUAUCCAAUGUUUUCUUUGGUAAUAAACAUCCAAUAGUUUAAUAGUUGGUUAUGAAUCACACCCCAGUACUCUGAUUGGACACAUCCACCAUGUGAGUCUUUUAUAAGCUGUAAGUCUGCUUUACCUUUUUCCUAUCAUCUUGUUUAAGUCCUCGA